CUCUCUCUCUCUUAACGUUUUUCUUUCCAUUUUGUUAUUUGCUUCCUCAAAAUUAAUCAAUUGGCCGCCAUGUCCAUGUCCAUGUCCACCAAAGGAUUCAUCGUCUACCUCGUAUCCGGUUUCUCUGUUGCUGUUCUGUCUGCGGUGUUCCUCACCCAAACCCAUGACCACAAACCAUCUCUUUCGUCACUAUCAUCACCCUCUCCCAAUUCCCUUCGUUAUGGAUCCGGAACCGAUAAAGUUUGGCCCGAAUUGGAGUUUAGUUGGAGACUUGCCUUGGCUACUGUGAUUGGCUUUCUGGGAUCUGCUUUUGGAACCGUUGGUGGGGUUGGUGGUGGUGGCAUUUUCGUUCCAAUGCUUACUCUUAUUCUUGGUUUUGAUACCAAGUCUGCUGCUGCUCUUUCUAAAUGUAUGAUAAUGGGUGGGUCAGCAUCUUCGGUUUGGUAUAACCUUAGAGUGCGUCAUCCAACGAAAGAGGUUCCUAUAUUAGACUACGAUCUGGCUCUUAUUUUUCAGCCUAUGCUCAUGCUUGGUAUCACUGUUGGUGUCGCCCUCAGUGUUGUUUUCCCUUACUGGCUCAUCACUGUCCUCAUCAUUAUUCUUUUCAUAGGAACCUCCUCAAGGUCUUUCUUUAAGGCAACCGAGAUGUGGAAGGAAGAGACUCUUCUCAAGAAAGAAAUGGCCAAGCAACAAGCGACUAUUGUCAAUUCUCGUGGAGAACUUUUAAUCGACACAGAAUAUGAGCCUUUGAUUCCUAGAGAAGAGAAGUCACCUAUGCAAAUUCUUUGCUUCAACCUUAAGUGGAAAGGGAUUUUGAUGCUAAUGGUUGUGUGGGUUUCUUUCCUACUACUUCAAGUUAUCAAGAAUAAUGUAGAGGUUUGCGGUGUAUGGUAUUGGGUGCUUUUCUCCUUACAGUUUCCUAUAGCACUUGUGGUGUUUGGCUAUGAAGCAGUGAAAUUAUACAAGGAUCACAAAAAGAGGAUGGGCACAGGAAACCAGGAAUCCAUCUGCGAGGCUUCAAUUGAAUGGACUGCUUUACACAUUAUAUUUUGUGCAUUAUGUGGUAUCUUAGGGGGAACUGUUGGAGGCCUACUUGGUUGUGGAGGUGGGUUCAUUUUGGGCCCUCUUCUCAUAGAGAUUGGUGUCAUCCCCCAGGUUGCUAGUGCAACAGCAACAUUUGUGAUGAUGUUUUCAUCAUCUCUGUCUGUGGUAGAAUUCUACCUUCUCAAGAGGUUCCCCAUUCCUUACGCGUUAUACCUCACCACAGUGUCCGUUUUGGCUGGCUUCUGGGGACAGUUCUUAGUAAGAAAAUUAAUGGCAAUUCUUAAAAGGGCCUCAAUCAUUGUAUUCAUCCUCUCAGGGGUCAUUUUUGCUAGCGCUCUCACCAUGGGUGUCGUGGGCAUUGAGAAGAGCAUUCGAAUGAUCCAAAACCACGAGUUUAUGGGAUUUUUAGGCUUUUGUAGCAGUCAAUGAUUUCUGAAGUGUGCAGUGGGUAGCAAACAAAGGGAAUACUCCGGAGUCAGUGUGAAAAAAGCUUGUAAAUUCAGGGUAGGACAACAGCAGCGUUCAUGAAUGUUGGUCAAUGCCUAGUUGACCAACAUGAUGAUCCUUUUUCUCCAAAUAAUAAAUAAGGCUAGCUUGCUCACCCCUUUGUGAAGCACCGUUUGUGUUUGAGUCAUAAGUGUUAGCUACUGGCUAACACUUCUCAUUGCAGUGCAUCAAUUGUUUGAUUUUUCAUUUAAAAUUUUUUAUGUUGGUAUUCAUUCAAAUCCAUUGUCAGUGUGAAAAAGCUAGUGAAUUCAGGGUAGGACAACAGCGUUUAGGAAUGUUGGUCAAUGCCUAGUUGACCCCAAGGAAGAUCCUUUUCUCCAUGUAAUAAACAAGGCUUGAUUUCCCUCCCCCAUUGAGAAAAUCUGUUUUGGUUGAGUGUUAGCUAACAAUUUUCUCAUUG
Gastrolobium bilobum is the source of this 1951-nucleotide messenger RNA. RefSeq names its product sulfite exporter TauE/SafE family protein 4. NCBI's taxonomy places the organism in Eukaryota, Viridiplantae, Streptophyta, Magnoliopsida, Fabales, Fabaceae. The transcript is spliced from 12 exons. Gene Ontology annotation, biological process: protein ubiquitination. Gene Ontology annotation, cellular component: membrane; Cul4A-RING E3 ubiquitin ligase complex. Bases 70 to 1473 code for a protein of 467 amino acids. The record is from RefSeq and is a predicted model, not a curated record.